Molecule: messenger RNA, 1020 nt
Organism: Capsicum annuum
Lineage: Eukaryota; Viridiplantae; Streptophyta; Magnoliopsida; Solanales; Solanaceae
Product: scarecrow-like protein 14
Exons: 2
Biological process (GO): regulation of DNA-templated transcription
Cellular component (GO): nucleus
Molecular function (GO): sequence-specific DNA binding; DNA-binding transcription factor activity
Source: RefSeq, a predicted model, not a curated record
AUGGCACACUACUUUGCUGAUGCUCUCGAGGCUCGUUUGGCUGGCACUGGAAUAGAACUGUAUGCAGCUUUUGCAAUGAGGACAAUAACUGCUGCAGACAUAUUAAAAGCCUUUCAGAUCCUUCGUUCGCCUUUGUUUCAGGUGUAUGUUACAGCUUUGUCUAACAUAUUUGCUGGCGAGUCAAUUGGGAUGCUGACGAGGGAAGCAACAAGUAUACACAUAAUUGAUUUUGGUAUUCUGUAUGGUUUCCAGUGGCCAUGUUUCAUUCAGGGGAUUUCCCUUAGGCCAUCAGGACCUCCAAUACUUCGGAUUACAGGAAUAGACUUUCCACAACCUGGAUUCAGACCAGCAGAAAGAGUUGAGGAGACAGGGCGUCAACUAGCUAAGUAUUGCAGGAGAUUUAAUGUCCCUUUUGAGUAUAAUGCUAUAGCUAAGAAAUGGGAUUCUAUCCAGCUAAAUGAUCUCAAGAUAAACAAAAGUGAGAUGCUUGUUGUUAAUUGCUUAUACCGGCUCAUAUAUGUGCCUGAUGAAACAGCAAGCGAAAACAGUCCAAGGGAUGAUGUUCUAAGAUUGAUUAAGCAAAUAAAGCCUGAUGUUUUCCUUCAUGGAAUCAUUAACGGGACACAUAACUCAAGUUUCUUUGAAACUCGAUUUAAAGAGGCACUAUUCCACUACUCUUCUCUGUUUGACAUGAUGGAGGCAACUGUACCACGUGAAAAUCAAGAGAGAUUGCUGUUUGAGAAGGUGAAUUUCGGGAAGGAAAUCAUGAACAUUGUGGCUUGGGAAGGUACUGCAAGAGUUGAGAGGCCAGAACCGUAUAAGCAAUGGCAGUUAAGAAACUAGAGAGCUGGCUUUAGGCAGAUUCCAUUAGAACCGAACAUAGUUAACGAAGUGAGGGCCAAGGUGCAACUGCAAUACCAUAAGGACUUUUUAGUGGAUGAAGAUGGCAACUGGAUGCUGCAAGGAUGGAAAGGCAGAGUUAUAUAUGCUCUCUCUUGUGGGGAACCUGUUGAUAAUUGA